CAUUGUAACCAGCAGCGAACUGCCAUUCUCGGUUCAUCUUCUAUCCUCCCUAAAAACAGAACCUUCCAUCAGGAGCAAAAAUGGGCAAGUUCCUCUUAUUCUGUGUACAUAUAAUUCUAAUCUACCCGAUUCUCUGCGUCUCAUUCUCUCCGGAUAACCCGACUGAUCGGCGAAUUCUUGUGCUGGUUGAUGAUUUCGCCCUUAAGUCCUCCCACUCCCUGUAUUUUAAGUCACUGCAAUCUCGUGGGUUUGAGCUAGAUUUCAAGCUUGCAGACGAUCCCAAGAUCUCCUUGCAGAGAUACGGCCAGUACUUCUAUGAUGGCUUGAUCCUGUUUUGCCCCACAAUUGAGCGUUUUGGAGGAUCUAUUGACCUUGCUGCUAUUUUUGAUUUUGUUGAUACUGGUCAUGAUUUGAUUAUUGCGGCUGAUGCUAAUGCGUCAGAUUUGAUUCGGGAACUUGCCACUGAGUUUGGAGUUGAUUUUGAUGAGGACCCAGCAGCAAUGGUUAUUGAUCACACUGGCUAUGCUGUGUCUGACACAGAAGGAGAUCAUACAUUGAUUGCAGGUGAUGACUUUAUCAAGUCUGAGGCCAUUUUGGGAAGUGAAAAAAUUGAGGCUCCUGUACUGUUCCAAGGAAUUGGCCAUUCACUGAAUCCUGUCAAUAGCCUGGCCUUAAAAGUUCUCUCAGCUUCUCCUUCAGCAUAUUCUGCCAAUCCAAACUCCAAGUUGUCUAAUCCUCCAUCUCUUAUCGGAUCAAAUAUUGCUUUAGUUUCAGUUGUUCAGGCAAGAAACAAUGCACGAACUGUGGUCACUGGCUCAUUAAGUAUGUUCAGUAACAGAUUUUUCCAAUCCGGUGUCCAGAAGGCUGGGAGCUCAACUAAACAUGAAAAGUCAAGUAACGAGCAAUUUCUGACUGAGCUUAGCAAAUGGGUUUUCCAUGAGAGAGGUCAUCUUAAGGCUGUGAAUGUCAGGCACCACAAAGUUGGGGAAGUGAAUGAACCUUCAAUGUACAGGAUCAAUGAUGAUCUGGAAUACUUGGUUGAAAUUCAUGAAUGGUCUGGGAAAAGCUGGGAACCAUAUGUAGCAGAUGAUGUUCAAGUGCAGUUCUACAUGAUGAGCCCUUAUGUUCUGAAAACCCUAUCAACAGACAAAAAGGGCCUCUAUUCCACCACAUUUAAGGUUCCCGAUGUUUAUGGUGUUUUCCAGUUCAAGGUUGAGUACCAAAGGCUUGGAUAUACAAGCUUGUCCCUUUCAAAACAGAUUCCAGUCAGGCCCUACAGACACGAUGAAUAUGAAAGAUUUAUACCAGCAGCUUAUCCCUAUUAUGGAGCAGCAUUCAGUAUGAUGGCUGGAUUCUUCAUACUCACCGUUGUCCACCUAUACAAUAAGUAAAUUGUGAGAGUGACUGAAUAAUGUGGGAUAGCAUAUGGUUGGAAUCUGAGUUAGGAAUUUUGAUUAAGCAGUAUAGAUACUUAAUGAUGUUUUGGAUGGAUUUUUUUUUCAUUUUUGAGUAAUUAAAGAAAGAAAAUCAUUUUUACCGCCAUGCCCGCCCUGAUAAUUUCCCUUAUUGAACUUGGAUCUUCUUCAUUAUUUUCAUGAUGUACCUGGUUCUGAAGUUCUGUUGGAGAUCUUGUUGUUUUAACAGGCUCCUGAGCCAAAUGUAGCAUGUUUGUUAAAUCACUUCAAAUUUUUUCAGUCAA
This is a messenger RNA of Carica papaya (papaya), 1699 nucleotides long. RefSeq names its product dolichyl-diphosphooligosaccharide--protein glycosyltransferase 48 kDa subunit-like. Gene Ontology annotation, cellular component: oligosaccharyltransferase complex; endoplasmic reticulum membrane. Lineage: Eukaryota; Viridiplantae; Streptophyta; Magnoliopsida; Brassicales; Caricaceae. The record is from RefSeq and is a predicted model, not a curated record.